AUGACAUCUGCACCUACCUCACCUACGAUCAUCUGGCCGGCAAAGUUCCUUCCCGGCACGACAGACAACUUCGUCAGCAAUGAGACCAUUGUGAAAGGGCUCUCCUCAGCAGAUAUCUGGAAAUACCUCGCCGACAUCACCAAAUGGGAGUCCUACUACUGGAACUGCUCACAAAUUACACCUCCAUCCUCUGGACCCAUGUUGAAGAAAGGCGACAAGUUCAGCUUCUCAACUUUCGGCUUCCCACCUUUGCCUUCUGAGGUCUACGAAUCAAUUACGCCGUCGAAGACUGAAGUCGGUCGUCUUGCUUGGCGAGCUAUAUCUGAUGGUGAUGGAGAUGAAGACAAAGCUGUUGAUGUCUAUCAUGCUUGGGUUAUUGAGGAUAUUGACCAGGACCGUGUCAGAAUCUUGACGCAGGAGUCGCAGAUUGGCAAGCCAGCUGCUGAUUUGAGUACCAAGAAGCCCAAUCCAAUGCUAAAUGGACACCAGGAUUGGCUGGAUGGACUCGUCAAGGUUGCGAGAAAAGGAAAGCAGAAUUGA
Messenger RNA from Aureobasidium vineae, 540 nucleotides. The record is from the annotation of a GenBank genome assembly. Lineage: Eukaryota; Fungi; Ascomycota; Dothideomycetes; Dothideales; Saccotheciaceae.